Messenger RNA from Paramisgurnus dabryanus, 2806 nucleotides. RefSeq lists its product as uncharacterized. NCBI's taxonomy places the organism in Eukaryota, Metazoa, Chordata, Actinopteri, Cypriniformes, Cobitidae. The record is from RefSeq and is a predicted model, not a curated record.
UGAUGCUAAUGGUGUAAUCAGAUUCAAUGGAUUAUGCUAAACUAUGCUAAAAGUGGUACAGCCAGACCCAGAGUGUUUAACUCUAGGGGAGCUGGAAAAUUAGCAUAUUUUCUAAAAAAGUGGAGUGUCCCAUUAUGCAUUCUUUUAAUUUCCAAACUCAUUAUGGAGGAAGCAUUGAUAGCCCUUUACCACCAAGGGAGAGCUGGUGCUGGUUUGGAGCCAGAGCAAAGCAAACCAGUUCUUAGUAAGCUAGUCAGUUAAAGUGACACCAUGUAACUUUUCAACCUUCAUAAUAAAAUUUCAAGACCCUUGUGAUAGUACAUCGACUUUAAAUAGGUUGAAUGACAUGUCUACCAUACCAUGACGGUGUCUGUAUCGCUUUUACUCGUACUUUAAAACUUAAGGUUUGUGGUAGUAACCAGAGCACAAAAAAAAACUACAAAAUUCGUCUGCUUUACGGCAUACGUCACUUCCUCCACUUCCUUAAAUUCGGACGUGAGAGCGCAGCUGCUUAUUUACGGAUGUUUUUGUCAUGGCCGAAGCAACAACCACGAGAAAGAAACGCAAGGUUUUGUCUGAGGAGACCAGAAAGAGAAAACGGGAGAGUGAUCGAAGUAAAGGAAGGACGAGGAUCAUUAUUGGGCCAGCGUUUGCUCGCUGGCGUGAACUGAAGGAGGAGGAGGGCUUCGUGACCGAUGCGGACUUGGCCGUCAUGCUUUUGGACUACUACGAAAGCAGAGGUCCAGCAACUUCCACACCAUAUAAAGGAGAGUGCACAUCAAAACCUCCUGGACCACCAGUAUCGAGUGUUACAGACUCUUCGGAUCAUGACAGGGGGAGAGAAAUGGUCCUUUCCGGUGUAGAGGAGUUGAUCACAGAAAGUCAAAAAGUUGAUGUGCUUGAAUCAAGUAUGCACUCGUUGGCUAUUUCAGAGGAACCUGAUGAUGACCUAGAGGCUGCUAAUGAUUUGCAGAAUAGUAUGAUUGAGAUGGAGGAAGCUGUUUGCUUGGAAGAUGAAGACUCUGAUGAGGAUUAUGUUCCUUUCAUCUAUCUACGGUCUACAAGAAGGGGGGCAGAGAUUGAGAAGCUACCUGAAAUACACAUAGAUGAGGCUGUGCUGGAUGUAGAGGAUGUGCCCAUAGUUCCUGAGGAAGACCAACGCUUUCCUUUCGAACACAAAGUUGAGACUGUAGAGGACCUCAUAGGAAAGAAAGCGAACAUCUGCUACAAUGACAACUUGCUCUCUCUUGCAAGGUACAUGCAGUUACCUGUACAGUUCUGUCAGUUCAGAGACCCAAUUUUGGGGACACAAUGUAAUGGAAGGCCUCCUUUUCAUGUGCAAUUGAAAUCCAGAGGGACAGGUGUCAUUCUUGAAUGGGUUUGCACUCACGGCCACACAGUUUGGCACUGGAAUUCCCAGCCAGUCCUAAAAUUUGGCAUGCAAGGAGGCGAUUUCAUGCUUUCAACCAACAUUCUUCUCUCUGGCAACAACCACAGAAAAAUCCAUCUCCUCUUCAAUUUUAUGUGUAUGGGAAUGGUGUCUGAGAGUACAUUUUUUGCCAUACAGUCUGAAUACUGCCUAAAGCCUGUUGAGGAGUUUUGGGAAGAGAGUAGAGAGAGGGUGUUGAACAGGCUUCGACAAAAGACUGAAGUAGUUGUACUUGGUGAUGGCAGAAUGGACUCCCCAGGUCACUGUGCACAAUAUUGUACGUACACUAUGAUUGAGCUUGAGACUCGUGAUAUUGUGCACAUUGUGAGCGAGGACAAAAGGAAGUGUGGGAGGAAUUCCGUCAUCUUGGAGAAAGUCUGUUUUGAAAGUACAAUGGACUGCCUUCUCAACGAAAUCCCUAUCAAAGAAGUAGUGACGGAUGCUCACAGACAAAUAUCUGCCUUGCUCGACCCAGUACGUGGAAAAUACAAGGAUUGGUCUUUAACUCAUUCGCUGGAUGUUUGGCAUGCUUCAAAAAAUCUUGGGAGGAAGCUCCGCGAAGCAGCAAAAGGCAAGGAAAAUUCUGUGCUGAUGCAUUGGGUCAAGGAUAUUGUGAACCAUUUCUGGUAUUGCUGUCAGCAUGCAACAACUGUAGAGCAGUUUAAGCUGCUGUGGCAUGGUGUACUACAUCAUGUACGCAAUGAACACACAUGGGCCACAGGGUUCUGUGAGCAUGAGCCAUUGGAUGACAGCAGUCGAGAAAAGCCAUGGAUACAGCAAGGUUCUGCUGCUCACCAGACCCUAACUGCCAUUGUUUUGAACAAACGCUGGCUGAAAGAUGUCAAAAAGUACAUUACAUUCAGGACUACCUCAGAUUUAGAGAGUUUUCAGAACCAUAUUCUGAUGUAUGCAGGGAAGCGCUUUGCCUACAAGUACAAAGUGUACAGAACCAGGGUUUUUCUUGCAGCAAUUGAUUACAACUACCACAAUGGCCGCGAGCAUAGACGCAACAGAAAAGGAGAAAAAAUUUACAGAAGGUACUACAACAAGAAGUUGAAAAACUGGAGUGUGCAUGUUACAAAAGAGGCCAAGACGUAUGCCUACAUUCCCGACCUUCAGAAGGCAAUUUUCAGGAAAAGAUUAGAAAGUGGGUCAGGCAUUCCUCGAAGAAGAACUCUUUCUCAAGAUGACCCUGAGCGCCUUGGGCUGGUUGGCACAGCAGAGACACCACCCCCCACUGCUGAACUUGUGGCAAGACACAUUUCUCGUGGAGCAAUGGCUCUAGUAAUGGAAGACUAAAACUGAACAAAAACUGUUACAAAACAAACAUUCUUUCUUUAUUUGAAUAAAAUAAAAUAUUGAAUAUUAUAACUUUUA